AUGGGCCCCUGUACCGCCUCCUCAUGCUGCUGCCAGGCCCGUAAUCUGCCAUGGGCCCCCGUACCGCCUCCUCAUGCUGCUGCCAGGCCCGUAAUCUGCCAUGGGCCCCUGUACCGAUUCCUAAUGCUGCUGCCAGGUCCAGAGUGUGUCAUGGGUCCCUGUACGGCCUCCCAUUGCUGCUGUCUCCAUCGCCACACUCUGCCAUGUGCCACUUUCAGGUCUCCUCACACUGCUGGUGGGUUCCAUUUUUGUCAUAGGGUGCUGUAUGGCCUCCCAUUGCUGCUGCCUCCACCGCCACACUGUGGAUCCACACUCUGGUUUUGGCCCCGUGACUGCCCAAAUGAGUGAAUUGUGCGGUGAUUCUAAGAUCGACGGCACUCAUCUGCAUGUCAUACUGACUGACAGUAUUAUUUCUCUUCCCCAGCAGACUCCAAGGGCAUUUAAAUUAAAGGUACAGUGUUCUGCACUAAUAUGA
Staurois parvus is the source of this 475-nucleotide messenger RNA. The record is from the annotation of a GenBank genome assembly. Lineage: Eukaryota; Metazoa; Chordata; Amphibia; Anura; Ranidae.